GCACCGAGGCGCGCGCGGAGCCGGGUGGCCGCAGCGUCCCCGCGCGCGGCCGGGCCAGGUAGGAACGCAGAGCCGCAGCCGCCUCGGCCAUGCGGCUGCCGGACCGGAGGCCUGGGCUGGGGCCCGCGCCACCCCCCGCGCGCCGCCCCCGCUGAGCCCGCGCCCGAUAGGGCGCUGCAGGCACCAUGGUGCAGAAGUCGCGCAACGGUGGCGUGUACCCCGGCACCAGCGGGGAAAAGAAGCUCAAGGUGGGCUUCGUGGGGCUGGACCCCGGCGCACCCGACUCCACUCGUGACGGCGCGCUACUCAUCGCGGGCUCUGAGGCCCCCAAGCGCGGCAGCGUUUUGAGCAAGCCGCGGACGGGCGGCGCGGGAGCCGGGAAGCCCCCGAAGCGCAACGCCUUCUACCGCAAGCUGCAGAAUUUCCUCUACAACGUGCUAGAGCGGCCCCGCGGCUGGGCAUUCAUCUACCACGCCUACGUGUUCCUUUUAGUCUUCUCCUGCCUUGUGCUUUCUGUGUUUUCCACCAUCAAGGAGUACGAGAAGAGCUCCGAGGGGGCCCUCUACAUCUUGGAAAUCGUGACCAUCGUGGUAUUCGGUGUUGAGUACUUUGUGAGGAUCUGGGCUGCGGGCUGCUGCUGCCGGUAUCGAGGCUGGAGGGGCAGGCUCAAGUUUGCCAGGAAGCCGUUCUGUGUGAUUGAUAUCAUGGUGCUGAUUGCCUCCAUCGCUGUGCUGGCUGCUGGCUCCCAGGGCAAUGUUUUUGCCACAUCCGCACUUCGGAGCUUGCGGUUCUUGCAAAUCUUGCGGAUGAUCCGUAUGGACCGGAGGGGUGGCACCUGGAAGCUCCUGGGAUCGGUGGUCUACGCUCACAGCAAGGAGUUGGUGACUGCCUGGUACAUUGGCUUCCUCUGCCUCAUCCUAGCCUCAUUCCUGGUGUACUUGGCAGAAAAGGGUGAGAAUGACCACUUCGACACCUAUGCGGAUGCACUCUGGUGGGGUCUGAUCACCCUGACGACCAUUGGCUACGGAGACAAGUACCCUCAGACCUGGAAUGGGAGGCUGUUGGCAGCAACAUUUACCCUCAUUGGUGUCUCGUUCUUCGCUCUUCCUGCUGGUAUUUUGGGAUCCGGCUUUGCCCUGAAAGUCCAAGAACAGCAUCGGCAAAAACACUUUGAGAAAAGGCGGAACCCUGCAGCAGGUCUGAUCCAGUCUGCCUGGAGAUUCUAUGCUACUAACCUCUCACGCACCGACCUGCACUCCACGUGGCAGUACUACGAGCGGACAGUCACUGUCCCUAUGUACAGACUCAUCCCGCCUCUGAACCAACUGGAGCUGCUGAGGAAUCUCAAGAGCAAAUCUGGACUCACCUUCAGGAAGGAACCACAACCAGAGCCGUCACCAAGUAAAGGCAGACCGUGCCGAGGGUGCCUGUGUGGAUGCUGCCCCGGACACUCUAGUCAGAAGGUCAGUUUGAAAGAUCGUGUCUUCUCCAGCCCCCGAGGCGUGGCUGCCAAGGGGAAGGGGUCUCCCCAGGCCCAGACGGUCCGGCGGUCCCCCAGUGCGGAUCAGAGUCUCGAUGACAGCCCAAGCAAGGUGCCCAAGAGCUGGAGCUUUGGUGACCGCAGCCGUGCACGCCAGGCUUUCCGUAUCAAGGGUGCUGCAUCCCGGCAGAACUCAGAAGAAGCAAGCCUCCCUGGGGAGGAUAUCGUAGAGGACAAUAAGAGCUGUAACUGCGAGUUUGUGACUGAAGAUCUUACCCCUGGCCUCAAAGUCAGCAUCAGAGCUGUGUGUGUUAUGCGGUUCUUGGUAUCUAAGCGAAAAUUCAAAGAGAGUCUGCGCCCAUAUGACGUGAUGGAUGUCAUCGAACAAUACUCGGCUGGACACUUGGAUAUGUUGUCCCGCAUCAAGAGCCUGCAGUCCAGGAUAGAUAUGAUUGUGGGCCCCCCACCCCCUUCAACUCCCCGGCACAAGAAGUACCCUACCAAAGGACCCACGGCCCCUUCGAGAGAGUCACCCCAGUACUCACCUAGAGUGGACCAGAUUGUGGGGCGGGGCCCAACAAUAACGGACAAGGACCGCACCAAAGGCCCAGCAGAGACAGAGCUGCCCGAAGACCCCAGCAUGAUGGGACGGCUUGGGAAGGUGGAGAAACAGGUCUUGUCCAUGGAAAAGAAGCUAGACUUCCUGGUGAGCAUCUAUACACAGAGAAUGGGCAUUCCACCAGCAGAGACAGAGGCCUAUUUUGGGGCCAAGGAGCCUGAACCGGCACCACCCUACCACAGCCCAGAGGACAGCCGUGAUCAUGCAGACAAGCAUGGCUGUAUCAUUAAGAUCGUCCGCUCCACCAGCUCUACGGGCCAGAGGAACUACGCAGCACCCCCAGCCAUACCCCCUGCCCAGUGUCCUCCCUCCACCUCAUGGCAGCAGAGCCACCAGCGCCAUGGUACCUCCCCUGUGGGAGACCAUGGCUCACUGGUACGCAUCCCACCACCCCCUGCACAUGAGCGGUCACUGUCUGCCUACGGUGGGGGCAACAGAGCCAGUACCGAGUUCUUGAGGCUGGAGGGCACCCCAGCCUGCAGGCCCUCUGAGGCUGCCCUGCGGGAUAGCGACACAUCCAUCUCCAUCCCUUCGGUGGACCACGAGGAGCUGGAGCGCUCCUUCAGCGGCUUCAGUAUCUCCCAGUCCAAGGAGAACCUGGAUGCCCUGGGCAGCUGUUAUGCAGCUGUGGCGCCGUGCGCCAAGGUCAGGCCCUACAUUGCAGAGGGGGAGUCUGACACAGACUCAGACCUCUGCACACCAUGCGGGCCACCCCCACGCUCUGCCACUGGUGAGGGCCCCUUUGGAGAUGUGGCUUGGGCAGGGCCCAGGAAGUGAGUUUGGGCUGGGCUGCUGGCCCCACGCCACACCCACUCUUGUUCAGUUUUAGAACUGGAGUUCCAGGGCCUUUCUUAAAGUGACAGAGUGACAUAGAGUAGUGUGGGUUGUGAUGAUGCUCAUGGGCUCUCACUCUCAGGGUUCAUGUGGAGUGGGGAUGAGGCAGGGCUCCUUAGCACAUACAGUAACACUUUAUAGACGUUCUUUUCCAACAGGAGAGGGAGGUUGAGGCCAGGCCCUGGAGGCCCUGGGAGCUACCUAUGGCGGCAAAGCUAGCCCUGCCUAGUCUUCUUGGGGGACACAUUGCCCUGUGAGUGAGGAGGGACAGCGUGAUGGUUAGCACCUGUGAGUGGGGGUGUGGCUGGGAGCAAGUACAUGGGACAUAGUGGUGAAACAGGCCUGUCUACUGCUGAUGGCCAGUCCUGAGGCCUGUGGGUCUCUCCGUUUAGGCUGGAAGCUCAGGGGUAUAGUAGGUCGCUAGAAAUGGCCUACUCUCACACCUGACUGCUUAUCCCUCCUUCCCUGACUGUUUGCGUGUGGUUGGGUAAUGCUCCUCAUCCCCGAGUACCUAGCUAGAGAGCUGCCAACAUCUUCCUCCCUCUUCCAGGUUAGGUGGAUCUUUCCACGGGGGGCGUCCUUAGGUCAGGACCCUUUUCCUGGAGCUGAGGAAGGGGUGAAGCCUUAGGGACCAAUCUGGAGCUUGAUCCUUAGACUUUCCUGACUUCCACCCCUUAGGGGAAGACUCAGCUCACAGCCUUUUCUGAAAAGGUUUCUUCGGCAGGUUCUGGCUGCCUCAUCCUUGGCACUGUAGCCCAGGAUGUAUGAGUUGACACUUAAUGAUCUCUGCUCUUCCCUGGUGUGACACUGGUCUCCAGGCUGUAGCCAGCACUUCAAGAGAACCACCAGAUAAGCAGACCAUCGUUGUCCUUAGCCAGGGCACCUCCUUGCCUGCUGCCCACUUGUCUUUACAGAUUCAGGCAGGGCUAAAUGACAUGAUGUCUUCAAACUGCCAGCUCUUUCUGCAUGAGAGCAUGGCCUUUGAGCCUGGUCAAGGAUCCUUCCCACGGAAGUUGGCCAUCCAGUCAUUUAUCCACAAAUAGGUCCCUGCUCUGUGGCCCCUGGGUGUUUGAGGAAUUUGGAACACCUUAUCCCCUUCUCUGGUGAGGAGUAAUCUGUCCAUCCUGUGAGUGGGCAUCUUGGACCAUCUAGCAUCCAGCUUUAGAGGGAGACAAGGUAGAAUAGAGCCCUCAGUUGUGGCCCCAGAGGUGCCUGGCAUUUGGGGUGGGGCCCCCAGACUCACUUGCCCUCAGCUUUCCUGGUCACUGAGGGCAAGUAAUAUAGAGCUUGUGCCUGGACAGAGCUCUAUCUACUUCUUCCACCCUUUUGAAAAGUGUGUUCUGGCAGGGAUAGAGGCAGCUGGGGGGUGCCUAUACUCUGCAGGAGGUACCCCAUCCCUGAGGAGAGCUUGAGUCAUGUCUCUGCCAGGGACCUGAGUAUUUGGAGAGCCAUGUCUGUUGUCUGCUGUAACCUACAUGUCCUCCAUGUCAGGGCUACUAGGAUCUCACCCCAGGGUGCCUCUGCUAGGAUCCUAGUUAGGAGCUGGUCUGUAUUUGCUCCAAUAUGUACACAUUGGUUCUCUAAGGCAGUGCUAUAGUCAAUAAUUUCUCAGUAUGAGAGAUGUCUCUUUCUAUAUGGGAUGGCAGGUGAUAUAUACAGGAAGAAUGGCUGUACCUUCACGAGCCUUUUCUUGGAGAGUUGAGCCUUGGUCUGUGCUCCUCUCAUACUGUGUCAGGACAGGAAGAGCCUAGAGCAGAGGGACAAACACAUCUGGCUGGACAAACCAACAGCCAGAUCACUCCUUCCCUAGACCUGGGCAGACCGUAGCUAUCUCAGCUUCAGGGGAUGUGGGAGAGAGGUUUGCAUCUAUCCUACAUGCUCCAUACUGUGUCUUGCCUCAUAUGUGGCCCCAAGUCCUGUCCCCAGAGCUGCCAUGGAUACCAGAGCCUGGUGUGCCCUGAGCUGGGGUUUUGUGGGAUGAAGAAGGUGGACAGACAUCCCCUCCCCAGAAACUCUGGACAUACAGAGUCAAUCAGAAGUCCUUAUUUAGGUUACAACAAGAACGAGGCAAGGAGGCAUGGCCUUCUCUACAAAUGAACACUGGUCAAGUCUGCAGUGUUGGCUACACAGAGAAAGGGGGUGUAUCUCAAGGGGUGAUAUGGGAGCCCUGAUAUGAGAGAUGACCGAGCCCUUUCCUAGGGGUCCAGAUCCAGGCUUAAACAACACAAAUGUCCACUGCCUAGGCAUCCUUACCUGCAGAGAAGCAGGACAGGAUGGAGGCUGAAGGCUCCUACAAGAAAUCUGUGCACUUUCUUCAGUGCACAAGUAUGGCUGAAAGCCAGGGGCUGCCCCAUGCAAAAAUUUCCUCAGAAAACGUUUGUCCCAACACAUUCCCUCACAUGCCACCAGCAAUGCCCAUACACUAGACACACAUGUAUAUUUGCAUAAGCGCACACCAAAACUUACCACACACAAGUAUACAUACAACAGGUGUACUUUCAAACAUAUAUUUCUUGUUAUACACUUGCAUGUGCAAGCUCACAGUUUCUCAGACCAUACAUAACAGCUACACAUACACACACACAUAUCAACAUACAGGCUUAUAGGCUACAUCCUAUCCCACAUCUGCACAUUCAGCAGGUUCCCACUUUUAUACCUGAAUAUUUACAUAUAUGAACACACAUGUAUGAGUAACCUGUAUGUAUAAUGUACACACGCAUACAUGUAGGCUUUUCUCUCUCUCUCUCUCUCUCUCUCUCUGUGAGUCUGAGUGUGCACAUGUGUGUGCAGGUGCAUACACACACACACACUUUUUCUCUUGUGUCUUUCUGAUGGAAGCUGCCUGGGCAGGGUGCACAAGAAUUAAUAGUGAAUGUUCUAAAAUGCUGAACACUGACUGGGUUAGGAGUCCUGGUUAUCUGGGACUUCUGAGCACUAGUGGUAGAGAGUCCACCUAGAGACCAUUGAAUUCCCACACUGCUCUCUCCCUGGUCUAAAUGGUGGCUGGCUGCAGGUACUGAGAGGGUGUGGCUAGGUCAGGGUGAGGGUAGUUCUAGUUCCUACUGAGGUCCAGGUCAGUCUUCGCCUUGGGUUAAUCUUGGUAUUAACCGUUUCCCAGUGCUCUCCUGUACACAUGCCUACCUUAUUGUGCCAGGCUGUGAUUGGCUUAACUUUCUGUCCCUUUCUAUUGUGGCCUCUGGAAAGUGCACUCUUGUCUAACAGGGCCAAAAUACCUAGGGUGAGGGCCCAUCUGCUGUCUUACCUGUGGUCUUGGCAGAUUGUGUGUCCAUUUGAGGUCAUAAGCUAGCUCUUGGUGUGCUUUCACAUUUAGGGCCCUCACUGAAGAGCCCUAUUUAGAAGCUGGGGAGUCACUAGACACUACAUGGGCCUCCUUGGAGGAGGCUCUCUGAACUGUAGUCAUCCUCAGAUCCUAGACAGAGAUAAACAUCCAGGACCACCUCCCACCUUUAAUUUACUGGCUUAAGGUUUUUUCUCCCCUGGAGCUGAUGGCUCUAGAUUCAGAAUGUGGAAGAAGGAGCCAUCCUGCCUUCUGCCUCCCCUCCUGGGUUUAUCCUAUAUCAGGGGCACUGUGAAGAACACUCUUACUUUUUGUAGAAAGAGUUGAGCCCAGAGAUGUCUUCAGACUUUCCCCCAGAUGUAAGAAUCUGGGACAGGACGAGCAGUGGUGGCGCAUGCCUUUAAUCCCAGCACUUGGGAGACAGAGGCAGGCCGAUUUCUGAGUUCGAGACCAGCAUGGUCUACAGAGUGAGUUCCAGGACAGCUAGGGCUAUACAGAGAAACCCCGUCUUGAAAAACAAAAAACAAAACAAAAAAGGAAGGAAGGAAGGAAGGAAAUCUGGGGCAGGGAUGCAGCUUGUAUCUUUCAGCUAUAAUUAGUGCACAGAGUAGAGGCCAAUGCACUUGCACAUGGCUCACACCCCAACAUCUGCAGGACAACAUUUAGUACUUUUCCCGAAGCCACAGCCUCUUGACAGUUUGAACAGUGGGGCCCACUGUGUGGAGGCUCAGAGGUGUCUGGCACAUCUUGUAUCCCAACAGGGUAGAUUAGAGUUAAGAGUAGAUAAUCUAGACAGGGUACCCCUGAAGUCCAGGCUUACAUGGCUGGAGUCAAACACUGAUGUGGCAUCUGCUGCCCUGGAGCAGAGAGGUCAGUCUUCUCCCCGAGACCUCCCAGGGCAUAGGAUGUAGGGAUUGGGGAAAGAGGCCCAGGGAAAGUCUGCAGGCAAGUCUAUCUGGCUGUCCUAGGCUCCUACUGUGCCCCAGCUGAGCUAAGGAGGCAAGAGCUUCUCAGAGGAGGUAUGAAGAUGGCAAUGAAGAUUUCUAGAGGAGACCCAAGUGCCUCUUCCUUCUGAGGAAUCUUCACAUGUGCUCAACACAUGCCUUGGGACCUAGGGGCCCCAGUGUCCCUGGAAGUGAACAAAUUUGGGCCACAGUUUGCUGAAGUUUGCUUGUCUGUGAGGUAGUUCCGGCAGUAUGCCUUGGGGGGGGGCACCAGGAAAUGGGGUAGAGAGAAACGGUUACACCCUAGCAGGGAGGGCCACCAAACAUCCAGAGGUGCCUGGGUUUGUUCAGAGCUCUGUCUUUGAUGCUGGCUUAAGGAUGCUGGGUCUGUCCCAUGACCCAUCCCAAAGUUCCCCUGGUGUCUAACCCUCUGUCAGAGAAGGAAUAGUCCCCAGGCUGUUUCUGGGACUCUCAGGCAGGAGUGCACAUCGCUAGUACCGCACAUCCAACCAGGACCGGCUUUUACAGAGUUGUUGCCUUAAUGUAUGUUGAGGGACAUUCACCAAGGUCACCCCUGCCUCUGCCUGAUACAGACACUGGACUCCACCUCCAGGUCCUGCGACUGGAGAGGAGUGCUGGCAUGAUGAGCUGUCACUAGUAGUCCCACAUGGAGGGGCUCAAAAGCUGUGACCCCCUUGACGUCAUCUACCUGCCUGGGACGGCUCCAUAGACAGUGCAGCGCACCCUGCGCUUCCAGUCCACACCUGCCCAUUGCAGUCCUGUCCCCCGGCCGCAGCUGCGACCACAGCUUCCCCAUCUGCGCUGUUGCCUUUGGCUGUCUUUGCACUUUUGUUCAUGCUCCAAAGAAUAUUUCAUAAUGCCUUCAUACUGAUGUGCACCCUAACCAUUUUGUACGUGCCCUUGGGCCACAGUGACUGGCCUCCUCCUUUGGGCCAGCGUGCCACCAUCUGCACAUGACGCUGUCUUCUAGGGAUAGACGCCCAGGGAAUGAACUCUAGUUUUCUAAUGGACUAGCUGAGAUGCUAACUUACUCAACAUGAACAGGAUGAUAUUUGUGCUGUGUGGGCGGGCCAAUGUGUGCUCGCAGGGAACUUUGGGGGCAGAAUCCUGCAGCAGGGAUGCAUGCAGAUGGUUCUGGAAAGUUUUGCUGCCGCAGGGCUAAGUUCAGAUGCCCAGUGGACCUGGGCACUUAGUAAAACACAGUGAUUCAACCUGGAA
This is a messenger RNA of Mastomys coucha (southern multimammate mouse), 8414 nucleotides long. It is a transcript of the gene Kcnq2, whose product is annotated as potassium voltage-gated channel subfamily Q member 2. Gene Ontology annotation, cellular component: membrane. Bases 186 to 2876 code for a protein of 896 amino acids. NCBI's taxonomy places the organism in Eukaryota, Metazoa, Chordata, Mammalia, Rodentia, Muridae. The record is from RefSeq and is a predicted model, not a curated record. The transcript has 17 exons. Gene Ontology annotation, molecular function: voltage-gated potassium channel activity. Gene Ontology annotation, biological process: potassium ion transport; transmembrane transport.